Messenger RNA from Lottia gigantea (owl limpet), 1195 nucleotides. RefSeq lists its product as hypothetical. Gene Ontology annotation, biological process: very long-chain fatty acid biosynthetic process; fatty acid elongation, polyunsaturated fatty acid; sphingolipid biosynthetic process. NCBI's taxonomy places the organism in Eukaryota, Metazoa, Mollusca, Gastropoda, Lottiidae. The coding region runs from base 4 to 804 and encodes 266 amino acids. The transcript has a single exon. Gene Ontology annotation, molecular function: fatty acid elongase activity. The record is from RefSeq and is a predicted model, not a curated record. Gene Ontology annotation, cellular component: endoplasmic reticulum membrane.
GAUAUGGACAUUGCGCACAAUUUUUCCUAUGUUUUCUUUUUUGAGAAAAACUGGCAAGAGGCUGCAUUUUGGAAGUAUAUGGUUGAACGUUGGACAGAUAGCUUCUUUUAUUCUGUGAUUUAUGUGGUCCUUAUUUUUGGGGGACAGUAUGUCAUGCGAACGCGUCAAAAAUUUGAUUUGCGUUCUGCCCUUGCCAUGUGGAGUGGAACUCUGGCAGUGUUUAGUAUAGCAGGUGCCAUAAGAACCAUUCCAGAACUAGUCUCUGCAUUACGAAAUCAUGGAAUGCAAUAUUCUAUUUGUGUUCCAACAUAUUUCAAUGGUGUGACCAGCUUUUGGGCGUUUAUGUUUACAGUAUCCAAGGUAUAUGAACUUGGUGACACAAUAUUUAUAGUGUUAAGAAAACAACAAUUGAUCUUUCUACAUUGGUAUCACCAUAUAACUGUACUAUGCUAUGUAUGGUAUAGCUAUACUGAUCAUACAGCGCCAGGAAGAUGGUUUAUGGUUAUGAAUUACACUGUUCAUUCAGUCAUGUACACUUAUUAUGCUCUCAGGGCACUGAAGAUCCAUGUUCCUAAGAGAAUCAACAUUUUGAUAACAACUUUGCAACUGAUGCAGAUGAUUAUGGGAUGUGUUAUCAAUUAUAUGAUAUACAGUAUCAAGAACCGUGGCGAAUUUUGUCAGCAGACCUAUACUAACUUGCGCUACUCUUCCAUGAUGUACUUUAGCUAUUUUGUGCUCUUUGCACAUUUUUUUUAUAAUACAUAUUUAUCGUCCAACAAAAGAUCUGUUAAAAAGGGUCAAUAAUGGCGAACUUAGGCACAACUAUGUUAUAUUAUUAUUGAUGAAUAUCAGUAUAUAUGUGAAUGCUUGAAUGACUUAAUUUAAGAGCUUGAAUGUGUAUAAACACGACAUGUAUUUGACAACAACGCUCUUCAAUUGCACAUUCAAUUGUAUGCUUUAGGCUUAUGUCUGUAACGAGUUGGGGCAACUUUUUUGUAAACGAAAAAGGUCUUGAGAAAUUUAUAUUCUUUUACGAUAUGAAUCCCUCUGUUUUGUCCUGGUGAUUGUGUAUAUUGAUUGUUGCCGGUUUUAUAAUAUGUCUUCGAGAGCUUAGAAAUCUCACCUUCCUUGAUUUUGCUUUGCUUGAAACAUUUGUUACUGAAAACUUCAGAUCAAGUGAAUCAGGCAUUUCUGU